Lodderomyces theae is the source of this 891-nucleotide messenger RNA. RefSeq names its product 4-hydroxybenzoate octaprenyltransferase. Bases 1 to 891 code for a protein of 296 amino acids. NCBI's taxonomy places the organism in Eukaryota, Fungi, Ascomycota, Pichiomycetes, Serinales, Debaryomycetaceae. Gene Ontology annotation, biological process: ubiquinone biosynthetic process. Gene Ontology annotation, cellular component: mitochondrial inner membrane. The record is from RefSeq and is a predicted model, not a curated record. The transcript is spliced from 2 exons. Gene Ontology annotation, molecular function: 4-hydroxybenzoate polyprenyltransferase activity.
AUGUCCAUUCGCUUAUUGUCUCCACUCAGGGGGCCAAUCACGAGAAGGCUUUUCUCGAAAUGCGCUAUAUUACCUCAAUUGCACGCUCCCAAUGUCAAACUUUCCUCACACCAAGCUCAAAUCGAACAGGCAAGGUCUAAGUUCACCCCGCAAGAGCUUGAACUUGCUCGGCUCGCUAGAGAGGCAAAGUUGGGCUGGCUCAAGAAUCUCCCUGAGAAAUGGAUACCUUAUCUCGAGCUUAUGAGACUAGAAAAACCAGUUGGCACUUGGUUGUUGUUGAUACCCUCCUAUUGGGGAAUCACAAUGGCAGCGUAUUCCAUAGCGGCCCCCUUGACCACAACGUUGGGUGCAAUUGGAUUGUUUUCAGCAGGUGCACUCAUAAUGAGGGGUGCAGGCUGUACCAUUAAUGAUAUCUGGGAUAGAAAUUUGGAUAAUCAAGUGGCCAGAACAAUGGAGAGACCAAUUACUAGUGGAAGAGUGACUGUUCCUCAAGCCGUUGCUUGGCUUGGUGUUCAGUGCUUUGCUGGUUUAGCAGUGUUAUUGAGCUUGCCAUGGGAGUGUUUCUACCUAGGAGCGUUCUCCUUACCAUUUGUUUUUGCAUAUCCAUUAUUCAAACGAUUUACUUAUUACCCGCAAGCCAUGUUAUCCAUAUGCUUUAGUUGGGGGUGCCUUUUGGGAUUUCCUGCAGUUGGCGCUCCUUUAAACUUGUGGGUGGCUAUUCCGUUGUUCAUUUCGAACUGGAUUUGGUGUUUGACCUACGACACUAUCUAUGCUCACCAGGACAAAAAAUACGACAUUCACGCUGGCAUAAAGUCAACAGCAUUAGCGUGGGGAGAUAAAAGUAAACCAAUUCUCAAGGGAUUGACUGUUGCACAAGCUGGCUAUUACUAG